This is a messenger RNA of Dermacentor silvarum, 1052 nucleotides long. RefSeq lists its product as uncharacterized. The record is from RefSeq and is a predicted model, not a curated record. NCBI's taxonomy places the organism in Eukaryota, Metazoa, Arthropoda, Arachnida, Ixodida, Ixodidae. The coding region runs from base 12 to 1052 and encodes 346 amino acids. The transcript has 13 exons.
GCUACGGCUUCAUGGCCAGCAAGCAAGUCAUGACGCGGAUACGGGAGUGGAACGGCGGCACCGCUACGCUCUUCAACAUGUCUGGCUACGAGAACCUGUUCAACGCGACCGUUCAGAACCAAGCGUACGCCCCGGCAGUGCAGCAAGGCAUUCCUAGGGCUCGGGCACUUGCAGUGAGGAUGGACAACGAAUCGUUGAGGAUGAAGCUCGCCGUCAUCCAAGCCCUCGAAGACUCGACGAUGUUCCAACGUAGAGCGCUAAUGUUGGAGAUCUCUGAUCUCAUCAGCAAAGUCAGUGGGCAGCUAUACAUCUUCACGCACGAAGUUGAGAACAUCAAGGCUGGCGUGGAAAACAUGACCAGCAUAUUGCUUACCCAAGGAAAUAACCUGCCUGUACAUUCCGAGCCUACAAAGUGUCGUCUUCGGUAUAUACUCAGGAGCACUUGGUCCAUCAUGAGCUUCAUGGUGUUCCUGUGCCUAAGCAUGGGCGGCAUGAUGACGGGCUUCAUUCUGGGCUACGCCAACCACAACGACCGCGCCUCUCCCAUGGACCGCAACAGGCUUUCCAACAUCGGGGGCCAUUUUCUUGUACUCACGAGCUACUGCAUGCUGUUCGGCGUCACGGGCAUGCUGUUCUUCUCGGGCGUGUUCAUGCUCUUGGGCAGCAUCGGAGACCUGUACCUGUGCCGUGCCACACGAGGAUACGAGCGCUCUAGCGAGGGCCAGCUCAAGGACCUGGCUGUCUCCCUUGUGAUGAAUGCCACCGUCAACCGCUACCACGUCCUCAAGCUGCUAAGAUACAGCACAAUAGAGAAGCAUUGUGUGGAACACCAGGGCAUAGCCGGUCUGGCUGGCAUUCACCCAUCGGCUCUCAAGACGGCCUUCGACAACAUUGUGCUCACCCAGUACGACCUGGCGAACCACUUCUCGAUAAAUGUAGAUAUGCUGAUAGACGAAAUGAAUCAUCGCAUGAUAGUUCUGGGGGAGUUUGACAACAUCACUACGAUCUUGAAGUCGCCCCCAUCGGAAUGCGGCUGGUGCGGCCGGGGUUGA